CAAACAAUCUCCAAUGCAAAAUACAAGUAGUUUAGGAAAAAAAAAAUCGAGUUAUUGUACAUCCAAUUAAAUUAGCCACAAACACGGUUAACAUGAUUUUAUAUCGUUUAGAAACAUGAUGUCACGGCACUAACCAUUUUAUCAGGAGAAGCAACUGCAAUUGCAAUACAACAAACCAACAAACGAGAGAGAAGCAAUCAAUUCAACAAAAGCGCGGGCAACGAGGGUGCUUUAAUACUGAGAUUUAUGCUGCACAUUAGCAGAAGCAUGUGUGAAUUGAAGCUCAAAUGAAUUAAGACUAAGGAAACAAUGAAGAAUUGAAGAAGAAGAAGAGGAGGAGUUAAAAAACAACCAUGUCAGAAUCAAACGCAAUUGCAAAUGGUUUAGCUGGUGCAGGUGGUGGAAUUAUUGCUCAAAUCAUAACUUAUCCUCUUCAAGCGGUAAAUACGCGCCAGCAAACUGAGAGAACACUCAAGAGGAACAAGCAAAGUUUUACCUCCAACUCAACCACUGCUCCUGGCACUCUUCUUCAGAUCUUUCAGGUCAUUGGAACUGAGGGUUGGGGUGGACUCUAUAGUGGCCUCAAGCCUUCUCUUCUUGGAACUGCUGCUUCUCAGGGCAUUUACUACUAUUUCUAUCAAGUUUUUAAGAAUAAGGCAGUGACCAUUGCAGCUGCGCAGAAAGUGAAAGGGCGUGGAGAUGGUACUGUUGGGAUGUUUGGUUGGCUUGUUGUGGCUGCAAUUGCUGGGUCCCUGAAUGUGUUGUUCACAAACCCAAUAUGGGUUUUGGUGACUCGGAUGCAGACUCAUACUCAAGCACAAAGGAAAAUCAUGGAGGAAAAGAAAGAAGCUUUAAGGAAGGCUGCUUCUGAAAGCACCAUAGCAGACUCAACAUUGCAAGACAAAUUGGCUGAACUGAACUCUAUAAAACCUCGGCCAUAUGGAACUAUACACGCAGCUAACGAAGUCUACAAUGAAGCGGGUAUAGUUGGAUUUUGGAAGGGAGUCAUCCCUGCCCUUAUUAUGGUAUGCAAUCCAUCAAUUCAGUUUAUGAUUUAUGAGAGCUCAUUAAAGCAUCUAAGGGAAAAACGAGCUGCUAAGAAGCAAGGGAAUACAAGUAUAUCUGCUUUGGAGGUCUUUUUGGUGGGAGCAAUAGCGAAACUUGGAGCUACUGUCUCAACAUAUCCAUUACUAGUUGUCAAGUCAAGGCUUCAAGCAAAACAGGAGAUUGGUGGAAGUAGCUCAUUAAGAUACUCAGGUACUUUUGAUGCGGUACUUAAAAUGAUCCGCUAUGAAGGAUUACCUGGCUUUUAUAAGGGGAUGAGCACGAAGAUAGUACAAAGUGUUUUUGCAGCUUCUGUUCUAUUCAUGGUUAAGGAGGAGCUUGUUAAGGCUUUUAUGGUUCUGGCGGAUAAGAGCAAAAAAGUUGUAUCAAAUAUAAGUAGUUGACUUUCUUCUUUUGGAUAAAGAAAGUAAAACAAGUAGUUGACUUCUUUACCAUAUCAAAGGGAUAACUUCCUCUCGGUCUACCUCUUACUAUUGGUUAUUCACAGAUUGUGGUGAGAGAAUUAUGAAGUCUUCACCAAAUAAUGGAUGAAGCUAACUCCAGUAUUCCACUAGUCUAGAUGAGCCAUCCUCUCUGGACAUAUGUUAUCUCUUUGAAGUGCUGCAGAUCACUUUGGAAACUGUCACAUAGUUGGUGUUCAAGAUCCAAGGAACUGUCUAACUCUUAAAACAUGAAAGUGGCUUCCUCCAACAGCAGAUUAUUCUUGUUUUCAGUAACUGCAGCCCUUUGUGUUCUGAACUUUCAUUACUAAGUUUGCCAUAUAUCAGUGUAUUUCUGAGUUUAAAAAGCAUUCUUUUCCAAAAAAUUAAAAACAAAAAAUGCAUUUAUAGAUAAUUCUUUAAUAAAUAAACAGACUACCAUUAUGCUAAGCCAUUGAAUUGCAUGUAUGUUGGUGCAGAGAAGUUACUAUGUCAUCAUACAAUAUACAGUGGUAGAUAAAGUUUUUAUUUUUUUUCAUUUGCAAUGAGUUGUUUAUGUAGCUGAAUCUUGAGUGAGAGGAAAGUUGGGAGUAUGUUUGUUUUAGUU
Glycine soja is the source of this 2091-nucleotide messenger RNA. Its product is annotated as peroxisomal nicotinamide adenine dinucleotide carrier-like. Gene Ontology annotation, biological process: transmembrane transport; nucleotide transport. The record is from RefSeq and is a predicted model, not a curated record. Bases 354 to 1448 code for a protein of 364 amino acids. The transcript has 12 exons. NCBI's taxonomy places the organism in Eukaryota, Viridiplantae, Streptophyta, Magnoliopsida, Fabales, Fabaceae.